Messenger RNA from Pichia membranifaciens NRRL Y-2026, 2669 nucleotides. RefSeq lists its product as hypothetical. The record is from RefSeq and is a predicted model, not a curated record. Lineage: Eukaryota; Fungi; Ascomycota; Pichiomycetes; Pichiales; Pichiaceae. The transcript has a single exon. The annotation marks the transcript as partial.
GAUGCAUCUACACGUCCUCUUCUUCACGGAAAAAUCGUUACAGUGUGGUGUUGCAAACAACAAGAGCUGCUCUGCCACAAGAAACAUUGCAAUGAAACAGGGCGCCUUACACAGAGAAUGGUCGUUAUGGAACCAGAUUGUCUUGGGCCAGGCGGCUCCGCAAGACACCACCCAGAGAAAGGACGUCUCGGGGAUCUCCGCUGAGGGCGAAAAGGAGGGAUAUGAGGAAGAUGGUGCAAAGGAGGGCUAUACAGAAAAGGCGGAAGGCAUGUACUCACCCUACGUGGGAGAAAGGGGACAGGACGCUGGAGAGAAGGGCCGGCUUGGUGCAGGGCCUUUGGCGCUGGCCACGAAGAAGAAGGUCAUGAAGUUUGCGCUGCUCUGGAUACCGGUCUUCGUGUGUAUCAGGUAUCUUCUGAUCAACGAUGUUUUCAGCUUCAAGCCAUUUGAGCCAUGCUCCAUGUCGAAGAUGCAGGCCGUUCCGCUUGUGGACGACGAACCGGUUUUCUCGCUCCACAACGUCUUGGACCCGCUCUUCGGCAUCGAGGAAGUCAAUGCCACGCUGCCUCACGAGGUCAUUGACAUACCGCUAAUGCCCUACUCCAACGUCUCUUCCCCGGUGUACUCGUCCAAGCUGCUAAACCACACUUUUGCGCUUUCCUGGAACAAGCCAGCCAAGGUGCAAUACACCCCUCCACCGUCGAACAUCACCUACAACAGAAUCGUGCUCACCCUCGACACCACCGUCCAGGGAGUACAGUACGACAGACUGCUCCACGUCUACUUGGCUGACACCGAGAUCUGGAGAUCCUCCACUAUCGAGCCUGCAGGCAAGUUGUCUCAUUCCUACUCCCAAAAGGACGUCACGCUCUACUCGUCUCUCUUCAAAGAGGAGGGAAAUUUGCUGGUUCAGUUGGACAACUUGGUCACCUCCAAACUCACCGGUGCGUUUAACGUCACUAUUAACGCUCUGUUUUUCAAUGACCCAGAGGGCUCCAAAGAGGCAAAGGACCAUUUCGGCGGUUCAAACAACUCGUACCCAACGUUUGUUCCAUUAACGCCAUCCACUGUGGGCGACCAUGUUCCCCCAAUCGUGUACUACCCAGACUCUCCGCUCUCCAACAUCAAGCUGCCGGCAGUCAACUACAACACAACCAAGUUGGCAUUGCUUGUGUCCACUUCCGGUAACGCAGCCGAGGAAUUUUGGUUCUCCAACGUCGUGGACCAGUACAAGGACUACUUCCUUGCCCACAAUCGCCAUUUUUACGGCCAUGGCUCUUGCAGAGUCAUCAACGUCUACGUCAACGGCAUCAGAGUCCACUCUACAAAUCCAAAACCAUACGUUUUCUCCGGCGGCGUCUCGCCAACACUUUGGAACCCAAUUGUUUCAACCGGCAGUUUCGACCUCGUGCCUUACUUUGUUGACUUGACCCCAAUCUUACCUUUGUUAUGGGAAUCUCCUUCUUCUGUUUUGGACAUCGAAAUAACCAACUGUAUUGACGAUGAUGAAAAGACAGUCGUCAAGUCAGGCAUUGGCUCCAACUGGAUUACCUCAGCUUCCUUAGCAGUAUGGGAAGAUGAAACUGUCGAUGACUCCUUUGGUACCUUGGAAUCUAUCGACAAUACAACAGCCAUCAAAAGCUUUGCCAUUGCUCCUCCUUUCUCGGGGAUUUUAACUCAGAUUUUGAAAGCCUCAUACCAAAAUGCUCUAUUAAGUAACAUCACCUACGUUUACAAGGAUGGAACCCAAGCAACGAACGUUACCUCUUAUGAAAGUAGCGCCAACCAAACCUCAUUGAUUCUUAUCACUAAGUUCGGUGACUCUCAGUCCGACUUAUCAGUUUUGAAAUCCAACCUUUCUGUCUCUCAACUAGAUCCAUUAACUUUUGAGCCAAUCAAGGAUUUCACAAUGUUGACUAACAACACCUUGAAGAACAAGCUCAAGUUCCUACCACCAGUCACAUCCACCGAAGAGGACGGAGUGGCUGACACCGAUAUUUCCUUCACUACCAACCUUACUGUUAAGUUCAAUAUUGGCCUAUACUCUGGCCUUGAUCCUAUGUUUGAAAUCAAAUCAAAGGAAAAUGGUACAGCUAACUUCACGAUAUCAUCAGCUGGUAAUCAUGGAACAGGUACCAUGUUACAUAACUAUACACUCUCUAAAGCUGAUGGAUCCUUGUAUUCCAGAGUUGCGUUAGCCGACAACGGGACUAUUGUUUAUGACAAUAUCACAGAGACAGUUUCCUCAUUACAAAAUGAAGAGGAAACUGCCAGUACCACAAUCCUUUCUUAUUUCUCAAAGAUUGCUGAGCUGGAUUGGUUAACUCAAGAAGAAAUCAAUGAGAUUGGAUAUUUUUUGAACGACCAAGAAACUACUGAGCUUGUUAAUCUUUUAGAUAAUUGCCCCAUCUCUGAAGUUUGAUGAAUUGUUGGUCCGCCACUUACUUUAUUAAUUAAUUUACACUGAACUUCUUUCUUUCUUUGUCUAUCCUAAUUUUUCUUACGAUAGCUCCUAUUAUUGAACUUUAACUUUGAGCCAUCAUGCAACCUUUUGUUUUUUAUUGUUUGAUAUAUCAUAUCAAUUAGAAUUGUUUGUAUAUUCACUUUUCUGUACAUGUUUUACCAAUGAACAAAAGUUCUUCCUAAAAUAAUGUCGACGCUAAAGCCAC